Molecule: messenger RNA, 1509 nt
Organism: Cuscuta epithymum
Lineage: Eukaryota; Viridiplantae; Streptophyta; Magnoliopsida; Solanales; Convolvulaceae
Source: the annotation of a GenBank genome assembly
CGACAUACUCCGUAUAAAAAACUUGAUGAUUCCUGAUGAUUAACUUUCUCUCUCUCAUAUUUUAAUUAAUGAGUAAUGAACUACUGUAAUUAUAAUUAAUAGAACUAUAAUCAGAGAUUAAUUAAUGGGCUGGUCCUACAUUUAUAAAUAGGUGCAGGUAUUCUGGCGUUUCUCGUGUUUUGCUUUUGCGAUUCAUGUACCAUGAUUCAUUUUGUUAUACUUUUCAUUAUUGGCUUCAUUUCUUCAAGAACUGUCUGCCAAAGUGUUAAUGACCCUUCCAGAAGCAGUUUCAGUGUCCUGGAUUAUGGAGCCAUUGGUGAUGGCAAUACAGAUGAUUCACAGGCAUUUUUGAAUACGUGGAAAGAUGCAUGUGCAUCAAGCGAAGGAUAUCCCCUACUCACAGUUCCUCAAAACUACAAGUUCUUGCUCCACCCAAUCACUUUUAGAGGCCCUUGCAAUUCCAAGCAAAUUCAUUUCCUGAUAUUGGGAACAAUAAUAGCACCCAUUUCCCCAAGGAUAUGGGAAGAAAGAGAUGAAAGCCAGUGGAUGGCAUUCCAGGACGUUACCGGACUUGAGGUUUAUGGGUCAGGAGCAAUUGAUGGACAAGGAAAAGCUUGGUGGGAUCAAUCCUGCAGGGAUCAUCCAAACCUGGAAGGGUGCAAGGAUUUGGCCCCAACCGCUUUGAAGUUUAUCUCAUGCAAUGAAGGGUCCCUAAGCAAUAUUUUGAUGACAAACAGUCCACAAUCUCAUGUACUCCUCAUUGGAUGCAAUGGCUUUAGAGUUGACAAUAUAAGAAUAGAGUCUCCAGGAGAUAGUCCCAACACUGAUGGCAUUCACAUUCAUUCCUCUCAACAUAUAUUUAUCACCAAUUCCAGAAUUGGCAGUGGGGAUGACUGUAUUUCUGUGGGAGACUACACUUCCGAAGUCUAUAUAAAUAACAUUGAUUGUGGUCCAGGUCAUGGCAUAAGUAUUGGCAGCUUAGGGAAGUCUGGGAAUAUAGUACAAGUUGAGAACAUUCAUAUCAGCAAUGCUUACUUGUAUGGAACCACAAAUGGAGCUCGCAUUAAAACAUGGCAGGUUGGAAGAGGGUAUGUCAAAAACGUAAUAUUUGAGAAUCUUUUCUUCAACUCCGUUGACAAUCCCAUCAUCAUUGAUCAAUACUAUUGCGACUCACAAGAAUCCUGUGACGAUAAGGGAAGUGGUGGGGUCCAAAUUAGUGGAGUUGUGUUUAGGAACAUAUAUGGAACAUCAAACACAGAUGUUACUGUGAACCUCAACUGCAGCAAAUCAACACCAUGCACCGACAUAAAGUUGCAGUUUGUGCAUUUGGAAUCAGUGUCACCUGGGAAUCUUGUCACUGCUCAAUGUGAUAAUGCUUAUGGCCAGGAAUUUGUAGUCGCACCUGGUCCUUGCUUGCUUGAUUCUUGACCUACUCUUUUUUUUAUCCCCAGUUGAUUAUUAUUUCUAAUUAUGAUGGCAAUCUGUGCUAUGGUACACAACCAAAUAAUG